UAAGAAGGGAAGAGUGGUGAGGUCUGUUUUCCCAGUUUUCAGCCACAAAGAGAAAAAUUCAGAAUUUUGCUGCAAUUUUAUUUAUUACUAUAAAAGUAAUAAAGGAUAAUCUUUGUUCAUCAAUUACUACAACUAUGGACUCUUCAUCAGCAAAAUGGUUGUCUGAACUGGGAAUGGAUGAAUACGACAUCAUCCACCAAUGUCAUAUGAACUCAUUAGCCGAACUUACCGCCGGUGAAGAUAUAACGGCGACAGCAUUUACCAGAGGGAACUUCAAGCAAUCAUCAUUUUCCUCUGAGAGCUAUUCUUCCUACCCAAAUUUCACCACCAAAAACAACAGCGUCUCCUCCAUUAAUGAAGCUUCCGACAGACCGAUAAAACAGCUGAAAACCGGUACCAGUUGGAACUCCAGCACCAUCACAAACAUCAACCAUGUCCCUGUCCCAAAAAAACCUUCUUCCCCGACCUCUCACAUUCUUUCAUUCGAGAAACCAGCAGCUUCAUUGCCUGCAAAUUCUAAGCAGCUUUACGGUAUCGACAAUAUCGUUAAGCCUAAAGAUGAAACUGUAUGUUCAGGAAAUAAUAUGAACUAUUUUGGUCAAUUUCAAAGCACAAAUUAUACGGCGAAAAACAGUAGGAGUUAUUCAAUGACGAGAAGCCCUUCGCAUGCUCAAGAUCAUAUAAUGGCCGAAAGAAAAAGAAGAGAAAAGCUCAAUCAGCGUUUCAUUGCUCUCUCAGCAAUUGUUCCUGGCCUUAAGAAGAUGGAUAAAGCUUCAGUUCUUGGUGAUGCAAUUAAGUACGUGAAACAACUUCAAGAACGUUUGAAAGUGCUAGAAGAGCAAACCAAGAAAAGAACAGUGGAAUCCGUAGUUUUCGUGAAGAAAUGCCAGUUAUUAUCGGCCGACGACGAAUCCUCUUCGUGCGAAGAAAACUCCGAUGGCCAAUCUUCGGAUGCGGCACUGCCGGAAAUCGAAGCUAAAGUCUCAGACAAUGACGUCCUUAUUCGAAUCCAUUGCGAGAAACACAAAGGUUUCAUAGCCAAAAUACUAAGCGAAAUUGAGAACCUUCGUCUCUCAAUUGUUAAUACCAAUGCUUUGCCUUUUGGGAAUUCAACACUUGACAUUACCAUAAUUGCUGAGAAAGAUGCUGAAUUCAAUAUGACAGUGAAGGAUCUUGUUAAGGAUUUGAGAAUGGCUUUAUUGAAGUUCAUGUGAAAUAGUUCUUGAAGUUUUACGUGUUGUUAUGUAAAUUCUUCCUUUUUUGUGAAGGUUUAAGAAAUUUAUUAAUUUAUUGGGUUUUGAGAGAUUUGAAGCGUUUUUAUCAAAGGACUAAUUAUCCCUCAA
Messenger RNA from Gossypium raimondii (Peruvian cotton), 1343 nucleotides. RefSeq names its product transcription factor bHLH18. Lineage: Eukaryota; Viridiplantae; Streptophyta; Magnoliopsida; Malvales; Malvaceae. The transcript is spliced from 5 exons. Bases 135 to 1214 code for a protein of 359 amino acids. The record is from RefSeq and is a predicted model, not a curated record. Gene Ontology annotation, molecular function: protein dimerization activity.